GUAUUCACCGAGCGAGAGUCGUCGAAGGCAUAAGAACACGCGACGUCGCGACACACGCGAGCCAUCGACCAAUCGUUUCCGACUUUACUCGCUAAUUCCUUCGUAUCGAACAGUAUUAAUUAGUUUUAGUCUGUUUCCUUGUUUAUUAAAUAAUUCACAGUGACACGAUAUGUCGUCAGUGAUGUAUGAAUCCUUGAGUGACAAGGUGGCGAUGUUCAACCAAUACGCGAACAAGCAUAAGGACAAGCAAGAGAAGAAUCCGUUCACGUCUGGAUUAAAUCUCGAGAAGCGUACAUUUUCAAAAGACGAGUACGGCAGACCAGUGGCCGGCUCUUUAACGGACAUCCGUGGUCGCAAAGCCACCGCACAUAUUCUCAAAGAAGUGCUCGAACUUUGCGAGAUCAUCUACCAAGAGGGCACUCCGUGUCGGGACCAACCUGAAAUCACCGCGAUCACAUUCGGUGAUCUGUUCAACAUUUACACUCAUAUCAGCGACAAAUGCGUGGGCCUUCUGUUGAGGGCCAGAAAACAGAAGCUCGUUGACUUCGAAGGGGAAUGCCUGUUUCAGAGGAGAGACGACGACGUACCGAUAUAUCUGGUGAAACCGAUCGCGGAGAUCCGCGACACAUUCAAGCAACGAUUGAAGGAUAUGGCGAAGGAGACACCAAAAAGUUAACAAACGACCCCCCCCCCUCUCCCUCUUUCCAUCCUUUAAAUGAUUGUUGACGCGUUUCUGAAUCGCCUCCUGCAUCUAUUUAUCGGACGACCGUACAAAACAACGCGAAUUGACCAUUGUAUAGCCUGUAAUUUUUAUUUGAGUUCGAGAAUGCGUAUGUGAAGCGAAUGAUUGUGAAUUGGUGAAUAUAUUUGAUGUAAAUCGAUGUAAGGU
Molecule: messenger RNA, 889 nt
Organism: Dufourea novaeangliae
Lineage: Eukaryota; Metazoa; Arthropoda; Insecta; Hymenoptera; Halictidae
Product: actin-binding Rho-activating protein-like
Exons: 4
Coding region: 170-676 (168 amino acids)
Biological process (GO): positive regulation of Rho protein signal transduction
Molecular function (GO): actin binding
Source: RefSeq, a predicted model, not a curated record